AUGUCUGCGGAGCCGGAGCUGAUAGAGCUGCGGAACUUGGUCCGGGGCCCCGAUGGGGUCCGGGGGCAGGAGACUGCCCGGAGCCCGGGCCCUCGGAGUCCAGGACGGCUAGAGCGCGCCAACGCGCUGCGCAUCGCCCCGGGCCGCGGCCCAGACGUGCUUCCCCGCGGCCGUCAAGUCCGACUACUGGGCGGCCACAGCGAUCCCCGACUCACGACCGGACUUGGCCGGGGCCACUGCUUCCGUCCGUCAGGGCCUGGCACCCACACUUGGUGCGACCUCUGUGGGGACUUCAUCUGGGGCGUCAUCCGCAAGGGCCUGCAGUGUGUCCACUGCAAGUUUACUUGCCAUUACCGAUGCCGGGCCCUGAUCCGCUUAGACUGUUUUGGUCCCCGUGAACUGAGCUUGGAGCCUGCCUUGGAAAGAGACACCAAUGUGGAUGAGCCAUUGGAGUGGGAGAAACCAGUCCUGUCUCAAAGUGAGAUUGAGCAGAAGAUCAAGGAGUAUAACAGCCAGAUCAAUAGUAACCUCUUCAUGAGCCUGAACAAGGAUGGUUCCUAUACUGGUUUCAUCAAAGUACAAUUGAAACUGGUGCGCCCAGUGUCUGUGCCUGCUACCAAGAAGCCACCCUCCCUGCAGGAUGCCAAGCGACCCCCUGGGAAGAACCAAUCGGUGAAGCGCCGUACCUCCUUUUACCUUCCCAAAGACACAGUCAAACACCUGCAUGUGCUGUCACGGACACGGGCCCGAGAGGUCAUUGAGGCACUGCUCCGAAAAUUCCUAGUGGUGGAUAACCCCCGAAAGUUCGCCCUGUUUGAGCGGGCAGAGCGCCAUGACCAAGUGUACCUGCGGAAGCUGUCGGAUGACGAACAACCUUUGCGUUUGCGACUGCUGGCAGGACCCAGUGAAAAAGCCUUGAGUUUUGUCCUAAAAGAAAAUGAGACUGGAGAUGUCAAUUGGGAUGCCUUCAGCAUGCCUGAAUUACAUAAUUUCCUUCGUAUCCUACAACGAGAAGAGGAGGAACACGUGAGACAAAUCCUACAGAAGUAUUCUCGCUGCCGCCAGAAGAUGCAGGAAGCACUAGGAGCCCGCCCCCUGGGAUGACCCCCCCUCCCCUUCUCCUUUGUGACCUCAAGGUCAGGGUCGCUUAAAGGCUUCAAGAGGCCACCAGGCCAAGUGGAUGGGGGGGUGGCGGGGGGGCAGCACAGAAUGGAUGUCAUAUGAAUGUGUCGGGGCCUGAAGAGUGAGUGUGUGUGGAGGCUUCCCAACUGAGGGGGAGCUAGCUAGGUGUGUGGGGACAUAGGAUGUCCUGAAUGUAGCAUCGUGGCUGCUACUUUGGAAUGACAGAGGCUGAAAAGUCCUCUUAUAAAAUGUUGGAGCUAGGACUGAGGAACCCCUGUGGCUCAUUGUGGUACAUCUGGGAGGGUGGUUGGGGUAGGGUUCAAAGAGCACAGUCUUCUUGGAUUGCAGCAUUCUCUUGUUCCUUCUCCCCACCACCCCCAGAAAGUACCCUUAGCCUUGAGAAUGCCAAGGCGACAGCUGUCAGGUAGUGCUCCCAGGUGGUAAACAUCUUUUGGUGCUAGCAGAGAUCUAGUCUGCAUAGUUCAAAUGCCCUGUCGGCUUAUUUUAGAGACGUUGUGUUGGCCGAAGCUGAACACACCCGAGACACGGUCUCCUUAUGGGUAGAAUAGCUUCAGCUAAGUAUGAUGGUCAUCAGUUUUCAUGACUAUGUGGGACCAGCCCCACUGAAAUGGAAAGAUUAGGAGUUCAAGAUGUAUAGGGGCCCUUAGGAGAAUGGGGAGUAAAAUGGAUUUGAUUUCAGUGAUUCCUUUGGAGAUCUAACCCAACAAGCACCCCGAUUAUGAGGACAAGACUGCUGCCUGGAGGUGCAGUCAUGGUGAAUGAGAGGGUUCAAAAGGAUCCUAGCCAGCAAAAGGGCUUCGUUGUUGCUGCUAGGCUUUGAAGCAAUGGCCAUUUGCCCAAGAUACUAACCGAAGUGAGGGCCUUUCCCUCAUGGUAUUUGUCAUGAUUUGUACGUAAUGCAUGUAAUGUUUCUUGAUCUCAGCUGAGUGACUCCCAGGCGGAGAUAGAGUGUGUGAGACCUGUGGAUGACUGCUGGGUGUGUCACGAAAAGGGCCUGGGGCCCAAGAGGAAUCUUGUAAUAAUAAAGCUUGGGCCAAUCAUUCUGCCUCCGAGGUCAAUCUGUACACCGUAUUCAAUUCCACAAGUAUUUAUAAAAUA
This is a messenger RNA of Trichosurus vulpecula (common brushtail), 2241 nucleotides long. It is a transcript of the gene RASSF1, whose product is annotated as Ras association domain family member 1. The transcript has 6 exons. NCBI's taxonomy places the organism in Eukaryota, Metazoa, Chordata, Mammalia, Diprotodontia, Phalangeridae. Gene Ontology annotation, biological process: Ras protein signal transduction. The record is from RefSeq and is a predicted model, not a curated record. Gene Ontology annotation, cellular component: nucleus; microtubule cytoskeleton. The coding region runs from base 1 to 1104 and encodes 367 amino acids.